AUGUCUCCAAUGAUGCCACAACGUCGAUUGAUACGAAUCGUUUUUCCACUCUUGAUCAAACCAGUCAUUCUUCUCAUGACGAUGCUCGGAAUCCAUAUUUUCUGGCUUAGAGUGAUCAUCCUCACUAAAGGUGAGAAUUACAACUCAUGGAAACGCUCCAUGACUGUUGCUCUUCUUGCUCGGAAUAAACUGAAGUUUGUCAAUGGCAAGAUCACUCAACCUGAUCCCGAAGAUGAUGACUACGAUGCCUGGAGUAGGUGUAAUUGGAUGGUCAUUUCUUGGAUUCUUCGUGUUGUUUCCAGUGAAAUUGGUGAUAGCAUCAUGUACCUUGAUGAUGCCUCUGCCAUUUGGUCUGAACUUCAUGAUCGGUUCCACCAAUAUAAUGGUCCCUGUGUGUUCGGGGUCAAGCGCUCUAUGCAGGUUCUAACCCAAGGCAGCAAUAUUGUCCAAGAAUAUUUUACUCGUCUUAAAGCUCUUUUGGAUUUGGUUCAGCAGUUCCGCCCACAACCUAUUUGUACUUGUGGCGCAAUGAAGACUAUUGUUGAUUAUCAAGAGCAAGAUCAGGUUCUUGAAUUCUUGGUGGGUCUCAAUGACUCUUAUUCCACUGUACAUUCUCAAUUAUUGAUGCAAGAUCCUCUUCCCCCCAUCAACAAAUUCUAUGCCACCAUUAUUCAAGAAGAGCGCCAAAGAGGUCUCAAUUUUGUCUCUACUGACUCUAUGGAUUCCAGCUCCUCUUCUACGCAAUUUAUUAGAAGUGUACAAUCUGCUCGACCCAAAGUUGUUUGCAGUCAUUGUGGGAUCACAGGCCAUGCCAUUAACAAAUGCUACAAGCAGCAUGGUUAUCCGCUUAGUCACAAACUUCAUGGGAAAGGAUGUGGUUCCACUUCUCAUUCAGGGAAAGUCGUUGUCAAUCAUUUUAAUGGAUCUGCUGCUGACAAAGUUCCUAAUUGUUAG
Molecule: messenger RNA, 954 nt
Organism: Humulus lupulus (European hop)
Lineage: Eukaryota; Viridiplantae; Streptophyta; Magnoliopsida; Rosales; Cannabaceae
Exons: 1
Coding region: 1-954 (317 amino acids)
Source: RefSeq, a predicted model, not a curated record